Molecule: messenger RNA, 3909 nt
Organism: Tauraco erythrolophus (red-crested turaco)
Lineage: Eukaryota; Metazoa; Chordata; Aves; Musophagiformes; Musophagidae
Source: RefSeq, a predicted model, not a curated record
GGAGCCAUGGCAGGAGCAUUGGUGUGCAUUGGUGACCAGCUUAUCCUGGAAGAAGCUUACGAUGAGACCUACGUUCCCAAAGAACAAGAAAUCCAGAGUUUUGCACGGGAGAUCGGGAUUGACCCCGAGAAGGAGCCCGAGCUGAUGUGGCUGGCCAGGGAAGGCAUCGUGGCCCCGUUACCCAUGGAGUGGAAGCCCUGCCAGGACACCACUGGUGAUAUCUACUACUUCAACUUUGCCACGGGCCAGUCCACGUGGGACCACCCCUGUGAUGAUCACUACAGAGCGCUUGUUGUUCAGGAGCGAGAGAAGCUGCUGGCACGUGGCAGCCUGAAAAAGAAAGAGAAGAAGAAGGAAAAGAAAGAGAAGAAAGACAAAAAGGACAAGAAGGAAAAGCAGUCACUGAAGCAACACGCUCCCUCGGACGCCCUGCCGGUGCCCAUGCCGGUGCCCCUGGGGAGACUGGCUCCAACUGCGGCUGCUCCGGCCAGCAUCCUUCGUGGGUCGCUUCACUCGGACCUGGGCAGCUCGGUGGACUCCAGCCUUGCAGCCAACAGAGGAGCGUGGAGCCUCCAUGGGACAGCGAGCAUGUUCAAAAACCUGCACAUGGAUGUCAGCGCCCUGGGAGGUGGCUUUGACUGCGAGGAGAACAGCAGAGCAGAGGAGGGGAGCGGCGGCAGCCCGCCGAAGGAGUCUCUCAAAUCAAGACAUGCUGAAGAAGGGCGAGAGUCUUCCUUGGAUUCUGACGCUGCGUGCCCUCCGACUCCAGUUCCAGCCCUUCCCGGAGAUGCUGACAGCUGCCUGUCUGGCUCGAACGAGGAGGAGCCCGAUGGGGAGCUGGCUGAGAACGGACUGCUGGGCAAGAAAGAUGCCGAGGUGGAAGGUGACAUCUCUGCAGCUGAAGAGCUGCCAGAGUCUCUGGGGGAAAGGAGCGCAGCGGGGACGGACGUGCCCAGCGAUCCCGGGCAACCUCGAGCUGCGUCUCCGGCUGGCGGCGCUGCCGAGGCGGGCCGUGGUUCGGGAAAGCUGAGUGCCUACCUGCUUUCUGUCAAGUCAGCAGAAGCGCUUUCCGAGUCAGUGGGUGUUCCUGGGGCCACGAGCGCUCCGGGCUCCCAGCUUCUGAAGGCAUCUGAGACCAGCGGCUGUGGGGAGGACUUGCAAGUGUCUAACUGCUCGGACAGCGAGCCCGUUUGGCCUGUGGAUGUGGGUUCCCAGAGCCACCGUUCUGAGCUGCUACUGGACAUGAAGGUUCUGUCUCCUGUUUCGGCCAGCCCCCUGUACAAGGCCUGGGAGCCAGGAGCAGAGGAGGAAGAGCAGAGCAAAGCCGGUCUAGAGGAGGAAGAGCAGAGCAAAGCCAGUCUAGAGGAGGAAGAGCAGAGCAAAAGAACAAAAGCUGCUGAGAGUGAGAGGGAUCAAAGUGUUUGUGAAACACCAGGAGAGAAGUGUUUGGCAUCAGAAAAUCCCAAUGGAGAAGAGGCUGUGGCGCAGGGGCUGGAGGAGGAAUCACUGGAUAGCCUGAUCGAUGUGGAGGAGCCCGCUGCCCUGUGGAAAGUGCAACCUGAGAAGGAAAUCCAACAUGAGCAGCUCUUGAAGCAGCCUAGUGAGGAAUCUCUGGAGGGGAUAGCCAAGGAGCUGGUGACAGAGCUUGAGCAAGAGAGAAUGCAUUUAUUGCAAGCAAAGGUGGAGAAAAUUCAGCAAUUCCAGGAGGAGAUGAGGCAGCAAGAGGAGGAGGAAGCUCAGAAGCUUUGUCAGCAAAAAGAAAAAUCCCUCAGGGCUCUGAAAGAAGAUUUGGCAAAGGUUUCUGAGGAGGAAGAGCUGCGUGUCAGAAAGGAGGAAACUGAGAGACUCUCAAAGCUGCGAGCCAAAAUCACCGCAGAGACAGAGGCAGAGAAGGAGAAGAUGAGGGCAGAGCAAGAGGUGGCACUGCAGAAACUAAGAGAAGAGUGGGAGUCCCAGCAGGUGAUGGAGAAGGAGAGCCUGGAGAGGAAGUGGCAGCUUGAUUUGGAGAAAAUGAAGCUGGAAUUGGAGGAAGCUCAGCAGAGAGAAAGGACUGAGCUGGAAGAACAGAAGGAGCAAUUCCUGAGUGAGCUCAAGGAGAGAUUAGACAGGGAAAAGCAGAAGGCAGUAGAAGAGCUAGAGAAACAGUUUGCAACUGAACUCCAGCAGCUGAAAUCUGCAGCAGAGGAGAAGCAUCAUAAGGUCAUUUCCAGCCUGCAAACGCAGAUAGCAGAGGCACAGAGGAGCGAGGAGGCUCAGCUGCACGACGACUUGCAGAGAGCAGAGCAGAAAGUGCAGCAAAAAGCCUAUCGAGUAGCGGAAUACGAACACGAGCUCAGCGAGCUUAUGAGAGAGAAACGCCGGGAAGUGGAAAAAGACCACGAAAGGAAAAUGGAGAGGAUGAAAGAGGAGCACCAGGAGGUCCUGGCACGGGUUCAGGAUCAGUAUGAGGAGGAGGAGAGGAAGCGGCGAGCGGAGCUGUUGGAAGGCCUGCGAAGCGAGAUGGCACGCCUGCGACAGCUGCACGAGGCAGAGGUGAAAGCUCUGCAGGCAGAGCUGGACGAGCGGCUCGCUGCGCUGCAGCGCAGGCACAGGGAGAAGGAAAGAAAACUCCGGGAUUCGGAAAAGGAGCUAGAAAUGCGCUCGAAGAAGGUCCAAGCCAGAUCAGCGCAGCUCCUCAGCCAGGAGGAGUCUCUGAGGACGAAAAGGCAGCAGCUGCUGGAGGAGGACAGACAGACUGAGCUGGAGAGAGACAAAGCUGCUUUAGCUUCUCAGCUCUGCCUGGAGGAGAACAGGAAGGAGCAUGCCAGCCUCCUGGAGUCCAUCCGGCAACUGCGUAGGUCUCUCGAAGAGCUCCAGGACCAGAAAGCUGAGCUGGAGGCGCAGGUGGACUUGUUGCAGACCCGAAGCCAGAGGCUGCAGAAACGCAUCAGUGAGCUGGAGGCAGCUGUCAGGAGCAAACAGGAGACUUUGAAACAACUGGAGGCAGAAGAAAGCGUGGAGUCUCCAAGAAGGAAAGCUGAGCUCCAUGUUGAAGACCUGAGAGAAACUACUCAAGCUCACUUGUCCAGAGAGCCUGCUUCCCCACCCUCUCAAAGCCAGGAGGACAGUGACUUCCAGUUGGAUCAUGUCAGGAGCUACAUCUCUUCCAUGAGGAGGAGGCACAUGGCACUGAAAGCUGCAAAGCAGCAGUGGCACCAAGAUAUGCAGAAAGCACAGGAGGUGGUGCAGGAUCCUGACAGGUCCCAGCUCCUGGAGGGGAUGCGCAAGAACCUGGAGGAGGAAGAAAAGCAGCUGGACAAGAUGAGGUCAGCUAUGCGGAAAGGGCAGGUGCUGCUCAAAAAGAAAGAGGAGAAGCUGGGCCAGCUGGAGUCCUCGCUGCUGGAGGAGCUUUCAGAUGAAGAUACGCUGAAGGGUGCUGCGUGCAAGAAGAUGGUGACUUUUGAUCUCAGCAGCUCUGAGGACACAAACAGCACAUCCAGUGUAAAUCUCUGUCAGCCGAAACUUGACUUAAGAACUGAUUUCCAGCCUGUCCCCCAGCUAGAGAAGAUCCAGUGCUCUCUGCGCCAUAUCACGAGUGAGCUGAACGGGGUCCUUGGCAUCUUGGGCUCUCUGAACAACCACCAGCCCCGGCUCUUCUCCUCGACGACCCGCGACGGCGUCCCCCUUUCUACGUACGCCUCCUUGGCAGAGCUGCAGGCGGGUGGCUCCCUGCUGUCCCCCACCGGGGUGUCUCUGGACCAGUGGGCCUGGAGCACUGGCCGGAGCUCUAGCAGCUCUUUGGCAGCUGGACAGUCGGUGGACAGCGUCCUGGCGGAGAAAUGGCACAAGUAUUUCCCAGAUGGGUUCCCGUUGCUCAGUGGAAGUUCCAAGCCUCUGGACAACAAGCUGGGAUACGUGCCUGCAGAGUAA